AUGGCAUUCGUUGGUCAUAUGGUGUCCAAGAAAGGGAUUAUGAUUGAUCCACAGAAGAUUGAGGCUGUAAAGGGUUGGGAGAGGCCCACUACUAUUACCGAAAUUCAUAGUUUUGUGGGUUUAGCUAGUUACUACAGUCAUUUUGUGAAGGGCUUCGCAGCCAUUGCUUCGUCCUUGACCAGAUUGACACAAAAGGAUGAGGGUAGAGUGAUAGCUUAUGCUUCUCGUCGGUUGAAAGUUCACGAGAAGAAUUACCCUACCUAUGAUUUGGAGUUAUUGGCCGUAGUGUUCGCCUUGAAGCUUUAG
Lycium ferocissimum is the source of this 306-nucleotide messenger RNA. RefSeq lists its product as uncharacterized. NCBI's taxonomy places the organism in Eukaryota, Viridiplantae, Streptophyta, Magnoliopsida, Solanales, Solanaceae. The record is from RefSeq and is a predicted model, not a curated record. The transcript has 2 exons. Bases 1 to 306 code for a protein of 101 amino acids.